AUGGAUGUCGCAACUAUCGAUGCAAGCCGCAGCAGGGCUAUCCUGGUUGUGACUUCUGUCUUCCUGGGUAUUUCCCUUGUUAGUGUUGCACUCCGCAUCUUUGUUCGCACGCGCAUUGUUCGUGCUUUUGGGUGGGAUGAUAGUAUUAUGGUGUUGGCCAUGGGCCUCAACCUCAUCUUCGCCAUCUGUGGUAUCAUAGGAAGUAAAUAUGGAAUCGGUAGGCCAUUGGCCUUUUUCAUGCUUCAUCCGGACUAUUUGCAUCGCGCAUUACUGUGCUGGUGGCUCGGCCAAAUCUUCUACGUCUUGACUUGCGUUGUCGCAAAGAUCUCCAUCAUCAUCGCCCUCCUCCGCAUCACCGUCGAUCGUAUCCACGCCUACAUUCUCUACGCCGCCAUGGUUCUCGCCACUGCCGUUGGCCUCGUUUUCUUCUUCUUCACCAUGUUCCAAUGCUCGCCCGUCGACUUCUUCUGGAAUCAGAUGCAGCCCGGGGCUGAGGGCUCGUGCGUUAAUAAAGAUACCCUUAUUGGCAUUGCGUACUUGUACAGUGUCGGCGCGGCGGUCACUGAUUUGACGAUUGGUCUACUGCCCGUGGCGUUGAUUUGGAAUUUGCGCAUGAAUCGCCGCACGAAGGGCGCUAUUGCUGGGAUUUUGGGUAUCGGUUGCAUUGCGAGUGCUGCGGUUAUUGUUCGCAUUCCAUUUGUUCAUCAUUACAAGGAUCAGGAAUUCCUGUACAACACUUACCAAAUCUCCAUCUGGUCCAACGUCGAAGCAGGCCUCGGCAUCACUGCGGGUUGUCUUACAACCCUCAGACCCCUCGUCCGCUUUCUUCGCGACGGCUCCUCGAGCCACAGCCGAACGCCUCGGUCCUUUCCCCUUUCCGGUAAUGUCGCCGGUUUUCAUCGCUCGUCCCGUUCGCACUCGAAACUCGCCUCCCAGCAUGAUGCCAAUCAGCUCUGGACGGGGAGCGAACAUGAUGACCAUGGCGUGACUACGACUAUCAUGGGUUCGAGGCGGGCUGCGCCCAGCAGUAGUGAGGAAGAUCUCAAUCCUUCGCCGUGGAAGGUGGAGAGAUCUGUUAGAGUCUCUGUGCGCGAUUCAUGA
Penicillium arizonense is the source of this 1101-nucleotide messenger RNA. Its product is annotated as putative integral membrane protein. The transcript is spliced from 5 exons. The record is from RefSeq and is a predicted model, not a curated record. NCBI's taxonomy places the organism in Eukaryota, Fungi, Ascomycota, Eurotiomycetes, Eurotiales, Aspergillaceae. Bases 1 to 1101 code for a protein of 366 amino acids.